CCCAGGAAAAAAAGAAAGCACUGAUACAUACUGGAAACAGUUGUUAAAUAAACCCUUCCGAAGAGUAAGAAUGAUCAUACUGUAUCAUGGUUCAAUUGACUGAGUCGCCCGUCGGUCGACCGGCCCCACGGGCCACAUCUUCUGUUUAUAAUAGAAAGAAAGCAAAGCACCCUAUAUGCAUCAUUCACCAUAAUCCCAAACACUCAAAUUACCUCACUCGCCUCCGCGGCUGGUGGAGGGAUCUCACGGUAUUUUGAGGGUGUCUGAUCCUACCAGAUAAUAUAACCCCCCCCCCCACUCAAACGACCGAACAAGCAAGCAAGCCCAAACAUUAUAUUCAAAUCUACUCCAAAUCCAAACAAUACACCUUACAAAAAAAAUGGAUAUCCCAGGACAUUGCCAGUGCGGACAACUCCAAUGGACUACUCGCAUCCCGGAUGGUUCAUUGCCGGACAAGACUAUCUGUCACUGUGUAUACUCGCCCCUCCUUCCCCCAGUUUCUUUUUUUUCUUUCUCUUUUCUUCACCAUCUAAGUUUAUAGUGGUGCAGCUAACCAUCUCACCAGAAAACCUGCAAGUCCUUCGGCGGCGGUGGCUACUCUGUCAACAUGGUGGUUCCAAGAGUAGUCCCCCCCCCCUUCCCUUCCUCCUCCUCCUCCUCCUCCUUCCCGCAACAUACUAACACUCCAAUCUAGGAACAAGUGCAAAUGACCAGGGGCACCCCAAAGACCUACACUUACAUCGGCCAGAGCGGAAAUCCCGUUGAUUGCGUACCACCUCCCCCCCUCCAAGGCAUUUCCCUGCUCCCAUGCCUUCUAAUAUAGCAAGUAGUAUUACUGUCCGAAUUGCACGACGCAUGCGUACCACCACCAAAAGGUCCUCGGUGACAGGCUCGUCAUGCGCCCGGUGCUCUGGGAAAACAAGACGGCGCAGGAGGGCCCCAUUGAAAGGGAGGUUUUCGCGAAGGAUCGGUGCCCGUUUCAACCGGUGAUUGCGAUGAAUGUUGAUGUUACGGACGCUUGAAGUACGCUUCGUGCGUGUGUGCAGUUGUUGGUUGGGUGGGGUGGGGAUAGGAACUGUAUCGUAUGAUAGGGUGUUAGUCUGCAGAAAGAAAGGCAUUUUGGCGGGGA
Messenger RNA from Tuber aestivum (summer truffle), 1129 nucleotides. The record is from the annotation of a GenBank genome assembly. Lineage: Eukaryota; Fungi; Ascomycota; Pezizomycetes; Pezizales; Tuberaceae.